GUCUUUCUGCAUAUACAUUGGGUGGUGUCUUUUCGAAAUCCAUAAUACAAGCCGCAAGCUUGGAUCCAAAGGACUAACUUGUGAAGAUCUCUUUUUAUCUAAAUACGAGUAGAGCCAUGAUUUACCUGAAAAUAUCUACGGCAUGUCUUUUACUCAUGCUGGUAGCUGCCCAAGACAACUAUCCCAACUAUAAUAACCAGAAUAAUAAUAAUCAAAAUUAUAAUCCAUCCAAUCAGAAUUAUAAUCCACAGAACAAUUAUGAUCGGCAAAACGGUUUCACGAAUCCUCAAAACAACUUUAACGGCGACAAUCCAAACUACAGCAAUCCAAAUUAUAACAACAAUAAUAACAAUAACAACAAUUUUAAUAACAAUAAUCAAAAUUUCAACAACCAAAACUUCAAUAGUCAGCCAACAGAUCAAGGAGACUGCUGCGAGGAUUACUGCUACGUUAAUGAUCAUGAACCUUAUUUGUAUUUCGGAACGAAAACGGCAUAUGACAGUCUGAAUAGAAGGGGUGGAAAUCAGCAUGUUAUACCUGAUUGCCGACCUGUACAGUUUUGGAGUAUUAUCAGACAUGGUGCUGAACUGCCUGAUUCUGAUACGAUUAGGACGAUGAGAAAUAUGAACAAACUUCAUGAGGAUAUUUUACGAAACCACGAGCAAAGAAGAACCUAUCCUGACAAAGGCAGACUGUGCCCUACCGACUACGAUCUAUUCAAAAGAUGGAGAUUUAAUGAAUCAAUAAACGAAGGACGAGCCAACGGCUUGUCGGAGCAAGGAAGAAAUGACCUGAAACUAUUGGCCAGAAGAUACAAAACUAAGUACUCAGAAAUUCUACAAAAUUAUGACAGCCAAUCAUACAGUUUUCAACACUCACCUGAAAACCGCGAGAGUUUUGAAGCCUAUAUAACUGGACUUUUUGAUGACGAUGUCAGAAAUAUUGUUCAUGCCAACAUCUUAAACGGUGAUAGAUUAACCAGACCUACACAAAAUUGUCCAAGGUGGCAGGAAAUUGAAAGCUCCCAAUUUCAAAUUGGAUCAGAAUUACAAAGGUUUAAGGAAAGACAAGAUUAUCAAAAAAUGGUGAGAGAUGUAUUUAGAAGAUUGGGAUAUAGGUUUACUUUAAACGCCACUGUUAUAGACGAUAUCUAUAAUUUAUGUAGAUACGAAAAAGCCUGGAACCCCCAACCAAAGUCUCCCUGGUGCGUCGCUUUCAACAAAAACCAACUUAAAGUUUUAGAGUACGCAGAAGAUCUGAAGUAUUUCUUCGAGGCAGGAUACGGAAAUAGGAUGUCAGAAAGAAUUGGAUGCAACCCUCUCAAAGACUUUUACGAGAGAUUUGAAAGAACAGUAAACGGUAAUAACGAUGGAAAUAAGGCAUCUUUCAUAUUUACCCAAACAGAAACUUUUCUAUCAACGCUUGUAGCAUUAGGCAUUGCCAAAGACUACAAUCCUUUGACUGCUGAAAAUUACAUGCAACAAUCCAGAAGGAACUGGAAGACAUCAACGAUCAGUCCUUUUGCAGCUAACUUGGUCGCUACACUUUACGAAUGCAACCGUGAUGAAAAGUAUAGAGUGGUAUUCUUCCUCAACGAAAGCCCUGUAGAAUUCCAGGAAUGCUCAGUCGGUCUCUGCAAUUGGUCAACAGUACAACAGAAAUAUCAAGAUCUAGUGAGAAACUGUGACAUCAACAAAUUUUGCAAUGGAAACAGUAGCGCUGGAGUGACCUAUGCCACCUUCAGCCUAUUUGUAUUAAUGUCGAUUUUAGCUCUAAGAUUAUAAACCUGUAAAUGGUUAAACUACAAGUACUAACAGUAACAAUGAAAAAAGUAUGUGAAUUAAAAAACAGGUAAAAAGAUUACGAACAUUGUAUUAUAAAGAGUAGAUAUGUACUGAGUACAGGUUUAUAUUUGUACUCUCAGAUACAUUAACUAGUUUACAGUAAGGGCCCCAUAAAUGUUUUAUUCUGGCAUAAAUUUUUUAUCGUAUCAUUAAAAUCCUUUAUGAUACGUACGUAAUAGACGUUAUAUACCUUGGAAGAAAACCGUCAUAUCUCAAAAAAAAAAAGUAGAAAAUGUUAGUGAACGCAUUUCAAAUAUUCUAUAUUUUUUGUGUGAUAACGUGAUAAAUUUAGUUUAUACCUAUGGCCGCCAAAUGGUAGAAGUGUCGUUAUUAUCAAUCGAAAAGCUGGUUCGAAAUUUUGCACAAUAUUUUCAUAUUUUGAGAUACGCCAUCCUUUCUCAAAAACACGAUAAAAUCAUACAAUACAUUAUGUGAUGAAUAAUGCAUUAUUUUGAAUUGUGUCAGUCUUGUAAAGAAGUUAAGGUUAUGUUUAAAAUCAGCUGUAGUAUUAUUUUGAGUUAUGUCACUACAUUAGAAAAUUAUUCAAAUAUUUGAAUUUUUGAACCUAACUAUCUACAAAUUAUUUCGACUAUGACGUUCUUAAAAAAAAUCCAGUUGGAAUUCUUUUAUACAAUUUUUAAAAUAUAUCGAUGUUUUAAAUGGCCAUUUCAGAAAAUUGUCACAUUUUGACAUAUGACGGUCCUCUCCCCAGGUAGCGAUAUCUACUUGUGUAGUAGAAAAUCCUCAUUUUGGGCAGCUACAUUUCGCUCGGUGUUAAAAAUCAAACACAACGCGACACUGUCAGAAAUAUAUCUAUCACCUAACACAGUCUUCUCGAAAAUAUUCAAAAAUAUUAAACAUGCGCGGUGUGAGUGGCGCCAAGUGGUGAAAACAAAUUUGCCUUAGCAAAAUACUUGCAAAGAUGAGUUGGUUGAACUAGUUUCUCUCAAUAAAAUACUCAUGAUUUAUAAUACAAAAUAGUACACACGAUAUUUUUAUCUAUUUUUAUUACUAAAGAUCUCUUAAAUGGUACAGCAUUUAAAUAUUAUCAUUUUCCUUGUUACUGUUAUAGUAGUAAUUUUACAUCUUAAAAAAACAAUGACUUACCAGAACAAAUAAUAUUUAAGUAAAUAUUGUUUUACUUAGCAAUAACAAUAAAUGUUUCAUAGUGGGCAGCUGUUAGAAACCAGUCGUUAAAAAAUGAACUCUUUUUGAGAUUGGAAACAGACAAAAAUCUCGAAUUUCACUUUAUAUUUCUGAAAUAUUUUUUACGUAUUAUCAUCUUUUUAGCGUACUCGACUUUUCUGUGGACGAAAACGUAUUUCAUAUUCGGAUUUGGCCCAUAUUUAGGAUCUACGAUCCAUAAUAAUGCUAGAUGUAAAAUCUAACUAUUAUUUAUAUCGAACGUCUUUAAUAUUCAUGCCACCAAGUUCACAAAUGACAAACGAAAAUUACACAAAACACAAAAGCAUGUUGUAAGGUUUAGAUAAAAGAAACCCAUGCAAAUUAAUACCUCGAAUAAAAAUCGUAACUGUAAAUCUGCUUUACCUACUACCAUUAAAUCGAAAUACAAAAGUGUGAUCCUUUAUUGAAACUAAAACUGCAACACAUACCUAAAAAACUGAUGACGGAGUCGAAUUUUAAUCAUUAAAAGUGAUGUGACCGAAGAUUAUGAAAGACUUUACUUCCUGUUUUAUAAUUAAUUUACCAAACACAUUUUCUCCUAAAUUAUUACAUAUUAUAUUAUACAUACAUAUUAGAUUUUAUAAACCAUCUUAAGUUAACAUGCGGGGUCCGAGCGUUUCAGGAAAUUUACUACAUCUCGUAAGUAUACAAUUAAUAAUGAUUGGUUUCUAACAGCUUUGUCCUUUACAGCUGUAACAAUUGUGUCGUACCUACCAAUCCGUUGUGUUUGUUGAUUUUAAAAGAGAUAGUUGUAAAUAUUUUUACUAGAUAUUAAUUACUAGGCAAAUUUCGAACUUAUUUCUAAUUCUGAAGCUGUUUCUCCACCUCUUUCUCGGCUUCUAUAUUUUAUUAGAAUUUUGCCUUGUUCUAAUAACUAUCUAUCAUUUUAUUAAAGUAAUUUUAUACUUUUUUUGGUUUUUAAGUAUACAAAAAUUAUUUUAUUGAAACUAAUUUUUAAUAGUUGUUUAUGACUCUUUAACUGAAGGUUUUUUUAUUCAUGUCUGUUAAAUUAAGUGUAGUUUUUAACUUUAGUACAAAAGCAUAUAUGUAAGACAAAAACUAAAACCAAAUAUGCCAUCCAUAAGUGUAUCUAUUUUUGUUGCAUACUGAUAGUUUUUAUUUCGAAUAUAUUUUUGUGUUUUUACACAUGACUUAAUAAAUAUUUUUAGUUAAGU
Molecule: messenger RNA, 4204 nt
Organism: Diabrotica balteata
Lineage: Eukaryota; Metazoa; Arthropoda; Insecta; Coleoptera; Chrysomelidae
Source: the annotation of a GenBank genome assembly